Messenger RNA from Hemicordylus capensis (graceful crag lizard), 3188 nucleotides. It is a transcript of the gene INPP5B, whose product is annotated as inositol polyphosphate-5-phosphatase B. Gene Ontology annotation, molecular function: phosphatidylinositol-4,5-bisphosphate 5-phosphatase activity; inositol-1,4,5-trisphosphate 5-phosphatase activity. Gene Ontology annotation, biological process: phosphatidylinositol dephosphorylation; signal transduction. Gene Ontology annotation, cellular component: membrane; cytosol. The coding region runs from base 133 to 2739 and encodes 868 amino acids. The record is from RefSeq and is a predicted model, not a curated record. The transcript is spliced from 22 exons. NCBI's taxonomy places the organism in Eukaryota, Metazoa, Chordata, Lepidosauria, Squamata, Cordylidae.
CACUGGAACCCCGCCCGCGCAGCAGCAGCAAGGGGGACCCGCGCGGCGAGGGCUGCUGCUGCUUCCUCGGGCAGCAGCUCUGUCUGGAGGUGAGCUCCUCUCCUCCUGCUCUCUGCCCCGCCCCCAGCCAGGAUGGACCAGUCGGUCGCUAUCCAGGAGACGCUCUCUGCGGGCGAGACGUGCCUUGCCGCUGUGCAGGGAAUCCUGGCAGGGGCGGCGAGCGUGGAGAGCCGGUUGCUGGGCCUGGUGGAGAGCCAUGGGAAAGCCAUGAUCUGUCUGUACACACACCGGCGAAUGGCCAUCACCGCGGAGGAUGUGUGUCUGGAGAGGGUCCUGCUCAUUCAGGAAGGCUUUGCCGUGGAAGAAGCUCCCCUAGAGAGUGGCCUGCAUAUUCUAGGCUCGGAUCUCACUGUCCGGAUCACCUCCAGGGAUGCAGACCUGCUGGUGCAGCUGCCAUUUGGCUCACAGACACAGAGGUUCCUGCGGGAGGUCAGGGAGCGCUGCAGCCCAGGAGUUGCCGGGGCUGAGGAUGCCAAGCUGAAGGAGAAGCUGCCACCUGUCCCGAGUCAAGUGCGGAGCCCAGGCAGCGCUGACAAGGCCACUGCCCCCAGGUCAAGCAAACCCCGGAACGAGGUCACCAGCGAGAUGGUCCGCUCCUCCAGCGUGCUGGUGUCGGACAAGGCGCAGGGCCUGCCCAUGCAGACCUUUGGGCUGAGAGAGACCAUGAUCCGGUCCAACCUUCUGCAGAAGGAGGAUUCGUACACGCACCUCCAGAGCUUCAGGUUUUUUGUGGGGACCUACAACGUGAACGGCCAGCCCCCCCGGGAGAACCUCCAGCCCUGGCUGAGUCAAGAUAUGGAGCCUCCGGAUGUCUACUGUGUGGGCUUCCAAGAGCUUGACUUGAGCAAAGAGGCCUUUUUCUUCAACGACACGCCCAGAGAAGAGGAGUGGUUUAAAGCUGUGACGGAGAGCCUUCACCCAGAGGCCAAAUACGCCAAGGUGAAGAUGGUGCGGCUGGUUGGGAUCCUGCUGCUGCUGUACGUGCGGACGGAGCUUGCUAUGAACAUCGCGGAGGUGGAGGCUGAGACCGUUGGCACAGGCAUCAUGGGGAGGAUGGGCAACAAGGGCGGAGUGGCCAUCCGCUUCAAGUUCCACAACACCACCAUCUGCGUGGUGAACGCCCACCUGGCAGCCCACACCGAGGAGUACGAGCGGCGGAACCAGGACUUCCGAGACAUCUGUGCCCGCAUGCAGUUCUGCCAGCUAGAGCCCAGCCCCCAGCCCCUCUCCAUAAGCAGACACAAUGUCGUCUUGUGGUUGGGAGACUUGAACUAUCGGUUGGAGGAGCAGGAUGUGGAGCAAGUGAAGAAGCUGGUUGAGGCACGUGACUUCCAGGCCCUUUUCCAGCGCGAUCAGCUGAAGAUCCAGAUGGAGGCAAAGGCAGUCUUUGGAGGCUUUACAGAGGGGGAGAUCUCCUUCCAGCCAACUUACAAGUACAAUGCAGGCUCUGACGACUGGGACACCAGCGAGAAGUGCCGCACCCCAGCUUGGUGUGAUCGGAUCCUCUGGAAAGGAAGGAACGUCUCUCAGCUGAGCUACCGAAGCCACAUGGCCCUGAAGAGCAGUGACCACAAGCCAGUCAGUGCUCUCUUCGAUGUUGGGGUGAAGGUGGUGGACGAGGAGCUCUACCGCAAGGCGUUCGAGGAAACUGUGCGCUGCUUGGAUAAGCUGGAGAAUGCCAGCAUCCCCUCGGUGACUCUUUCCAAGAGGGAGUUCCUUUUCAAGGAUGUCAAGUACAUGCAGUACCAGGUGGAGUCUUUCAUCAUCCACAAUGGACCAGUCCCUUGCCAGUUUGAGUUCAUCAACAAGCCGGAUGAAGACACCUACUGCAAGCCAUGGCUGACUGCAAAUCCCAGCAAGGGCUUCCUCUUGGCAGACUCUGAGGUGACGGUUGAGUUGGAACUGUUUGUGAACAAGUCGAUGGCCACCCGCUUGAACUCGGGAGAAGACACCCUGGAAGACAUCCUGGUGCUGCAUCUUGAUCGGGGCAAGGAUUACUUCCUGUCUGUGUCUGGGAACUACCUGCCCAGCUGCUUCGGAUCCCCCUUGCAGACCCUCUGUUACAUGAGGGAUCCCAUCCAGGAGAUGUUGCCAGAGACCAUCAGGGAGCUGACCUUGAUGCCGUUGUCCUCUGCAGAAGAGGACGCCUUCCGGGCUGAGGAGCCCUUGCAUGUUCCCAAGGAGCUGUGGAUGAUGGUGGACCAUCUCUACCACAAUGCUUGCCAGCAGGAGGACCUGUUCCAGCAGCCUGGUCUGAGGUCAGAGUUUGAAGAGAUCCGUGACUGCCUAGACACGGGCAUGCUGGACACACUCAAUGGCAGCAACCACUCUGUGGCUGAAGCUCUGCUGCUCUUCCUGGAGAGCCUUCCCGAGCCAGUCGUCUGCUACGAGCUGUACAGAAGCAGCCUGGAGAGUGCCGACAGCUACGUGCUGAGCAGUCAGGUUGUUUCCACGCUGCCCAAGUGCCAUAAAAACGUCUUCAGUUACUUGAUGGCUUUUCUGCGGGAGUUGCUGCAGCACUCUGGGAAAAACCACUUGGAUGCCAAGAUCCUGGCCAGCGUAUUUGGAGGCUUGCUGCUCCGCCCGCCUCCCGGCCACCCCAGCGCAGGCAUUGCCGAGAAGCAGAAGGCUCAGCAGUUCAUCCAGCAGUUCCUCUUGCCGGGAGGCAGCACGCCGUGAGGGCAAGAAAGGACUGUGCAUCUAAUUGUCUGUAUUGGUUACGAAGCUGCCUUGAACUGCAUCAGGCCAUGAGCCCAUCUAGCUCAGGACACUGGCUGGCAGCAGCAGCUCCUCUGCGGGUUCUCCUGUGGGGUCUUUCCCAGCCCUGGGCCUUGAGCAGGCCAAGCAGAUUCUCAGCCGUUGAGCUGCAGCCCCUCCUAAAGCCACCCCGUGUGUAGGCACAGACAAGCAGAAACUUCCAUUCCAGAAUACCUUGGGUAUUGGCAGCAGCACCCUAAAGGUUAUUUCUAUACAUGUCACGGGUUUUAGUGGCGCGUGUGCUCUUGACUCCCCCGCCCCCAGCCAGAUCUUGAACUUUGUGAUAGAGCUGUCUGCAUGUCAUUAAAUUGGUCACUUUUUAUAAUGAAAAAAGGAUAUAGAUUUAAUAUAAUUAAACAUUUUUAAAGGUA